GGAUCAAUAAGGUGUUGAGAGCAGUCUCCGUCGGCACAGAAAGGGAGAAACAUCAGAGCAGAGGGAAGCUGUGGACAUUCACAAGAUGGUGAAGAUGCAGUGGAGUCUGUUGGUGUUGAUUGUGAUGGGUCAGUGUUCCUCCAUUGGGGGUCAGCUGUGUGACUACCACUUCAUUGGAGAGAAUAUGACCUGGAAAGAAGCCCAGGAGUAUUGCAGAAAGAACCACACUGACCUGGCCACAGUGUCUAACCAGACAGACAUGCAGAGACUCCUUAACUCCACGACUGAACAGUAUCAAGGCGGAGCCUGGAUUGGGCUGCAAAACAACACAACAAACACUGUGUGGCGCUGGUCUCAGCCAGGGGUGGAGUUCAACGAGACUGAGAGUGAAUGGUCUCCAAGACAGCCAGAUAAUUUAGGCAAUCAGGAGAACUGUGUCAGGAUGCAGGAUGACACAUGGAAUGACGACUCUUGUACUAAAAGAUAUAAAUUUAUCUGCUAUGAGCUGUUUUAG
Molecule: messenger RNA, 514 nt
Organism: Sander lucioperca (pikeperch)
Lineage: Eukaryota; Metazoa; Chordata; Actinopteri; Perciformes; Percidae
Product: E-selectin-like
Exons: 3
Coding region: 86-514 (142 amino acids)
Source: RefSeq, a predicted model, not a curated record